This is a messenger RNA of Dothidotthia symphoricarpi CBS 119687, 2274 nucleotides long. RefSeq lists its product as uncharacterized. Lineage: Eukaryota; Fungi; Ascomycota; Dothideomycetes; Pleosporales; Dothidotthiaceae. Gene Ontology annotation, cellular component: nucleus. Gene Ontology annotation, molecular function: DNA-binding transcription factor activity, RNA polymerase II-specific; DNA binding; zinc ion binding. Bases 1 to 2274 code for a protein of 757 amino acids. Gene Ontology annotation, biological process: regulation of DNA-templated transcription; DNA-templated transcription. The record is from RefSeq and is a predicted model, not a curated record. The transcript has 4 exons.
AUGGAGACGAACUCUCCACGCCCACAUGUGGUUGACGCAGAGAUAGCCGAAAACCAGGAUAAUGACUCGCUAAAGAGCAAACGAGCCAACCGUGCAUGCCUUAGUUGCAGGAAAAGAAAGAGCCGGUGUCUGCUAGACAACGACGGCUCGAUACCAUGUCUGCGAUGCAAGCGCGACAACCUCGAGUGCGUCUUGGGAGGGAGUAACCGCGGCGGACGGCGCGUACGCAAGAAGCGCGUAGACGAUGCCCGAUCACACUCACAGACUCUGCCGCCUCUGACAGCGACGGGGGCAGACGACGACAGCUUCCACACACAGGGAAACCUCGGAACCUGGUCGCAAGAGGUCGGCGCACAGCACGUACAGCACCAAUUCGGCCACGAUACCCAGCAGCCCUUUGACCAAGACGGCCAGGCCGCGCAGUCCGACUCCUCCAACACGGACGAGCUGCCCUUCUCCAACCUGCAGAACCCGUCGGACGCGUUGGGCAUACUUGCAAGAGUCGCCGGCGAGACGAGCUCCAACGAGGAGCUCCACGGCAUCAGCAAUGGCAACAGCAUCGGACAACCAGGCGCGUCCACGACCAUGCUUGCUCCUCCACUGUCCUUUUCAUAUCCUCUGCUGGACCGGGGGGUGCUCACGGUGCACUCGCUGUGUGAGUUGCUCGUGCGCUACCACCAGCAGUACCAUCCGUACUACCCUCUAGCCCCAAUGCACGCCUUCGAUACCUCGCGUCUGGCCGACAUGGUCAAGAAGGAGCCGCACCUCCUCACGGCCAUACUGCUUGUCGCUUCGAAAGAUCUCGUCGAGGAGCCCCACAUCUAUGAGGCGUGUUCAGAGCACAUGAAGAGUCUGGUGUCGAACCUAGCCGCCGGAGGGGAUGCCGACAUCGAAGCAGUCGAAGCCCUGCUCCUCCUUGCAGAAUGGGCACCCUACACUCAGAGUGGUGCGGUAAAAGUUGGCAAGGGCGAGGAGAACAAGGAGUCGUCAAUGGAGUCCUGGAUGCAUGUCGGCCUUGCUCUGCGCAUUGCUUACUUCCUCGCCCUCGAUCAGUACUCAUUCCGAUUCGUGGACCAAAGCAAAGACCCCAACCACCACCGCAAACGGCUCGUCUGGACAGCCACAUAUGUUUCUGACCGACAUGUCAGCAUCAGGAUUGGAAAAGCUUUCUGGUCUCGAGGCCCGGGUCCCAUGACAACCCUCCGACGUGAAGACUUUCCCGCACUGAUGCCCCAGAACCCAAAUGAAGAAGACUACGCAUCCAUCUUCCAAGCCAAUCUUGAACUCACGCAGCUGUUCAGUAGUGUUCACGAUACGCUGUACUCCAAUCCCAGCACUAGUUUUCGCUCCCACAUGAGCGGCUCGUAUAUCAAAUACAUAGAUGAUUUUCGUGCGGCAACGUAUGGUUGGAAGAGCGUCUGGGGGACCUUGACCUGCUCACCACCACUGAAAGCUUGUUUGCUGAUCUCAUACGACUACCUACGUCUGUACACCAACGCCUUCGCCUUCCAAGCCACAGUUCUCCGCGCCCUCCCCACCACCAACGGUCCCGCCGAUGGACUCGGCAAAAAGCCCGGUUUACCCCAGCGCGUCUUCGUGAACAACGUCGGCGCAGUUGGCGACGCGCGUUUCAUCUACGAAGGUCUCGACGCCGCCAAAGCCAUCCUCACAACUGUCAACAACUUCGUCGACCCCGAGCGCUCCCUACGCUUCAUGCCUCUACGCUACUUCCUCUACCUUGUCUACGCCGGCGUGUUCCUCUACCGCGCGCGCUGCACAGGCGUCAUCUCCGCCGACGAAGACCGCGCCAUCCGCGCCAUGAUCAACGAAACCGUCACACGCCUCCAACGCAGCAGCGUCGGCUUCGAGGCCGGCUUCCAGCACCCCGGCAGCAGAUACAGCCAGCUCCUCAAACUCCUCUGGGCCAAAGUGCCCCACAAAGAUAAACGUGGCGAGCGCUCGACGUUCCGUCACCCUGGCACGAGCAUCGCGAAUGUCCCCGUCGACGGCAACGGGUUCCCCGCCGUGCAGAGUCCGCAGCAGAGCAGUGUGGGCACGGGCGAGAGUCCGGCCCUCACGGAGCAGAUGGGCGACUUUGGCUGGACGGAUUUGGGUGCUGUGAGCGAUUUCGCAAUGCAUGGGAAUGGGCUGCAGGGCCCGCCGGAUGAGGCCGCGCUGUGGAAUGGCUUUCUGCCGCUGGAUAUGGGGUGGUCGGCGCAAGGGUUUGGCGUGGAUGGCGGGUACGAUCAGAAUGGGCUGGGCAUGCUGUUUUGA